GCUGCGGCCGCCUGUUGGCGCCGAGCCCGAGCCCUUCGGCCGCGGGGCGCUGCGCGCGGACUGCCGCGCGCCGCCAUGCGAGCUGCCGGCGCGCUGCGUCCCGUGCCAGGCCGUGGUGCCCAGCCGCCCCCGCGCAGCCCCGGCGCGGCGCUGCCCUGCGACCUCUCGCCCGUGCCCGAGGGCGGAGGGCGCUGGGCGCUGCGGGAGGGGGGAUAG
Molecule: messenger RNA, 216 nt
Organism: Prorocentrum cordatum
Lineage: Eukaryota; Dinophyceae; Prorocentrales; Prorocentraceae
Source: the annotation of a GenBank genome assembly